Puccinia triticina is the source of this 1212-nucleotide messenger RNA. RefSeq lists its product as uncharacterized. Gene Ontology annotation, cellular component: anaphase-promoting complex. Bases 1 to 1212 code for a protein of 403 amino acids. Gene Ontology annotation, biological process: anaphase-promoting complex-dependent catabolic process. Lineage: Eukaryota; Fungi; Basidiomycota; Pucciniomycetes; Pucciniales; Pucciniaceae. Gene Ontology annotation, molecular function: zinc ion binding; ubiquitin protein ligase activity; cullin family protein binding. The transcript has 2 exons. The record is from RefSeq and is a predicted model, not a curated record.
AUGAAGCUUUUCCUCGUGAUCCUAAUCGUGGUAGCGACGGCCGCUCCUACAGGGCAAACAGAACAUUAUCUAGCAAAUGGCCCCGAUAUGCGAGAGAUUUCAACCGCCACGACUAGCCCAUCUUCAGAGUUAUAUUUUCGACAGGAAACUCGCCCGCCGACCAGGGAUUCUGAGAGAAGCAGCCCUGGUUCUCAACCUGCAGGAUUCUUUCGAUCGAUGCGCCGGCGAUUAUUUUCCUGCACUCGUCCCCCAAGUCCCAAUGCCCAUCGAUCAGCCGAGUUGGAAGCAAUUAUCCAACAAGAUGCUGACACUACUGCCGCCCAGCCAAUGACAAACUUUCGUCGCCCAAUUGCCAAUGCCCGUCGAUUUGAAGAGUUAGAAGCAAUAAUCCGAGAAGGUAUUGCCGCUCAUCUCGCCCAGCCAAUGACAAACUCUCCUCCCCCAAUUCCCAAUGCCCAUCAAUUAGAUGAGAUACGAGCAUUGGACCGAGAACGUCGUGCCACUGAUCUCGCCGAGCGAUUUACAAACCCAGGAUGGCUCGCAUACUUCGAGGCCGAAAGACCGGAGCAUCAGCACCAGCCGGACGAGGCGGAAGACUGGGAAGCCUGGUACAAUCUACAUACCGAGAUUUUGGGAUAUAUGCCUUAUAACGAGAAAUUAAAAAUCAAAAACAUUCGGCAGGGUAUAUUCUCAUUGGCUGAAGCUCGACGCUUGCAAAACACGAUCGCAGCUAGCGAGCCUGGCGAAAGUAAUGCACUUGCCACUUCUCAUCGUGCGAGAGGUGGGCUUGAACCAGCCAGCAGCAAAUCAGAGAACCUUCAGCAUCAGCCAAUGAACGAGGAUCAGCACAUCAAUCGUGGCAAGACCAUAGAGAAUCACGAAGGCAGCGUAGUUUUGAAUCCGUCCCAUCAAGUAUUGGAUCAUGACAAAACCGCCGAUAAGCAACACCGCAGCUCAUCUUCGAACCCGCCCCGUAAAGUAUCGCGUGUCAUACUAGGAGUUGAAAGCCAAAGUACAUGUGCAAAUUGUAGGGUAGACUUUCUGCCGCCUACCAAAGACCCCGAGAAUCAGUGGUCCUUUGCUGAAGUUACAAGGCUCAAGUGCGGACAUUGCUUCCACUCUGGAUGUAUUCGACCGUGGGUGGUCAAAUACAAAAAUAAAUCAUGCCCACUUUGUCGCCAGCUCCUAGAUUUGCAAGACUCAAGCCAUUGA